CCAUUCAGCCAGUCUGGUGGCUGUUCCUGUGUGUUUACUACACGGACCACGCAGCAGCAGACACUUGGUUUCACAUGCACCUAACUCACAAUAGCUAGCGAGCUAAACACUUUAUAGUUCCAUCUGAAAGAGAAUCUCCAACAAUCCAACAUGCCCAAGAGAAAGCAGGGAGCCGCUGGGGACACCAAGGAGGAGCCCCAGAGGAGAUCCGCCCGGUUAUCAGCGAAGCCAGCCCCAGCCAAGGCUGAACCCAAGGCCAAGAAGGAGAAACCAGCAAAGAAAGAGAAGGCUGUGAAUGACAAGAAGGAGGAGAAGAAAACUAAGAAGGCAGCAGCGAAGGAGAACGCAGAGGCCGCUGAGGAGAACCACUCUGAGAACGGAGGCGCUAAGACCAACCAGAUUGAGGAUGCUCCCGAGGCAGAGAAGGAGGAAGCCAAGUCUGAGUAGCAACACUGCCAACCCCUGACCUCCGACCCCAACCCUUCCCACCAGCCUGCCCCAGUGUUCGUGGUCCCCCUCCAAGACAUAUUGUUAACAGAGGAAUAUUUUUAUCAGUGAUUUUAUAAGUAUACUAUCUACUAUCCGUACAGAUUUUUAGCACAAAGCAAAGCUGAGUAAUAUAAUGUAGAUCUGCAGUGGUCAUAUCAACAAAGUGUCUGCAGGCAAGAUGAACACACUAAAAUCUUUUUUAAUUAAACAGCAUUUCAUGAUUGUGUAGGAAGCAAAGCGCGUCCCGUCCCAUAGUGACUUGUGUUCCUGUGCCCCCCUCCUCCACAGUUGGUUCUCCUAGGGUUCUACCUUAUUCCUGGUUAAUUAACGGUUCUCCCUGACGUUCCCUUGCUUUGUCUAAAUGUUCCUGUUUUUACAUUAAACAUGUUCUAAGCGUGUUGAAAGUGUGUUGUCCAAUAAGAAAGAGGAAGAGGAUCAUGAGAAACAUUCUGGACAGAGUGACAUGCUUGUGUCUCCUAGGCGACCCUGUAACAGUGACAUGCGUGUGUCUCCUAGGCGACCCUGUAACAGUGACAUGCGUGUGUCUCCUAGGCGACCCUGUAACAGUGACAUGCGUGUGUCUCCUAGGCGACCCUGUAACAGUGACAUGCGUGUCUCCUAGACGAUCCGGUAACAGUGACAUGCGUGUCUCCUAGGCGACCACAGCAGUAGUGUGUGACAGCUCUCCAUCUUGCUGGUUUUCUAACACAUGUUUUUUUAGAUGAGCGGUUCUCUGACGUGUCUGUCCCUCUGAUGUUCUGGAAUUCUUCAAUAAAACAAGUCCUGUGAAUUUUCCUCAAAA
Messenger RNA from Salmo salar (Atlantic salmon), 1291 nucleotides. Its product is annotated as non-histone chromosomal protein HMG-14A. Gene Ontology annotation, cellular component: chromatin; nucleus. Gene Ontology annotation, biological process: chromatin organization. NCBI's taxonomy places the organism in Eukaryota, Metazoa, Chordata, Actinopteri, Salmoniformes, Salmonidae. Gene Ontology annotation, molecular function: nucleosomal DNA binding. The record is from RefSeq and is a predicted model, not a curated record.